This is a messenger RNA of Clupea harengus (Atlantic herring), 630 nucleotides long. RefSeq names its product ribosomal protein S27, isoform 2 (gene rps27.2). Gene Ontology annotation, biological process: translation. Gene Ontology annotation, molecular function: structural constituent of ribosome. The record is from RefSeq and is a predicted model, not a curated record. NCBI's taxonomy places the organism in Eukaryota, Metazoa, Chordata, Actinopteri, Clupeiformes, Clupeidae. Gene Ontology annotation, cellular component: ribosome.
GGCUUCUAAAUCACUUCCUGCCCCUGCGAAUGGACCCCGUUCAUAUUAGCUAUCUGUUUCCGGUUUGCCUUCCUUUUCGGCUACGGCUCCAAACUCGCCAACAUGCCUCUUGCUAAAGACCUUUUGCAUCCAACCCCCGAGGAGGAGAAGAGGAGACACAAGAAAAAACGUCUCGUCCAGAGCCCUAACUCCUACUUUAUGGAUGUCAAAUGUCCAGGUUGCUAUAAAAUCACUACGGUGUUUAGCCAUGCUCAGACAGUAGUGCUGUGUGUGGGGUGCUCCACGGUGCUCUGCCAGCCAACUGGAGGAAAGGCACGUCUUACAGAGGGAUGCUCAUUCAGGAGAAAGCAGCACUAGUCUCACCAACAAUUCUGAUAGGAUGAGAGAUCGAGGGUGGAGAGACCGGAUUGGACGAUGAGAGGUUCAGUGUCUUCGCCCUGGAUGAGACCAGAACUCUUAGCUGAGGCGUGGUGGUGAGGCCAAGUGCAAGGAAAAGACAAACAUGAAAUGAAAUGAUAUCUAUUGCUCCCUGUGAACCAGGCUGUUCAGGGUAGAAGAGACUGAAAAAGAUUCACUGGAACAUCACAUCUCCAACCCUGCCUCUUUAAAAUAAAGUUAUGUCUUUCGUUA